Messenger RNA from Micropterus dolomieu (smallmouth bass), 1590 nucleotides. Its product is annotated as serine protease 33-like. The record is from RefSeq and is a predicted model, not a curated record. NCBI's taxonomy places the organism in Eukaryota, Metazoa, Chordata, Actinopteri, Centrarchiformes, Centrarchidae. Gene Ontology annotation, molecular function: serine-type endopeptidase activity. The transcript is spliced from 10 exons. Bases 1 to 1590 code for a protein of 529 amino acids. Gene Ontology annotation, biological process: proteolysis.
AUGGUUUUCUACAAAGUGAUCUGUGUGGCGACUCUGCUGACUCUCCUGACACAAGAGUCUCACUCACAACUGAAUGUGUGUGGUCUGCCAACACUCAACACCAGGAUUGUCGGAGGAGAUGUGGCCCCUGCAGGCAGCUGGCCCUGGCAGGCCAGUCUGCGAACCUCAGAGCCCCACAUCUGUGGAGGAUCCCUCAUUAACAAUCAGUGGGUGCUGACUGCUGCUCAAUGCUGCACCAGACAAGGCGUAGGCACGAGAACUCUGACUGUGGUUCUGGGUCUCCAGAGUCUACAGGGAACAAACCCCAAUCAAGUGUCUCGGGCAGUAUCACAGAUCAUCAUUCAUCCCAACUUUAACCGUGGAACUUUUGAAAACGACAUCUGCCUCCUGAAGCUCUCCUCACCGGUGACAUUCAACGCCUACGUCCAGCCCGUCUGCCUGGCAGCCACAGGCAGCACCUUCUACAAGGGCACUGUCUCCUGGGCCACCGGCUGGGGCAAUGUUGGAACUGGAGUGUCCCUGCCUUUCCCACAAAACCUAAUGGAGGUGCAGCUGCCGAUUGUUGGAAACAGAGAGUGUACCUGUACCUACGGAUUGAGUUUGAUCACAAACAACAAGAUGUGCGCCGAGUUAAAUGUUGGAGGGAAGGGCAUCUGUCAGGGGGAUGGAGGAGGUCCGCUGGUGAGCAAGCAGGGCGGUCGCUGGAUCCAGGGGGGAAUCACGAGUUUCCUCAGUAAUAAGGGCUGCGCAGUGCCUAAUAUCCCAUCAGGCUACACCCGAGUGUCCCAGUAUCAGUCCUGGAUCAACAGCCAGAUCACCAUCAACCAGCCGGGCUUCAUCACCUUCACCUCCACAGGGACCGACGGUGACCUCAGCGUCACCUGUCCUGCCCUGCCACCACCCAUAGCCCAAGUGUGUGGUCAGCCUACGCUCAACACUAAGAUUGUUGGAGGACUGGUGGGCUCUGCAGGCAGCUGGCCCUGGCAGGCCAGUCUGCAAAGCUCUGGAACCCACUUCUGUGGAGGAACCCUCAUUAACAAUGACUGGGUGCUGACAGCUGCUAACUGCAUCACAAGCACAGGCGUAGGCACGAGCACUCUGACUGUGGUUCUGGGUCUCCAGAGUCUACAGGGAACAAACCCCAAUCAAGUGUCUCGGGCAGUAUCACAGAUCAUCAUUCAUCCCAACUUUAACCCUGGAACUUUUGAAAACGACAUCUGCCUCCUGAAGCUCUCCUCACCGGUGACAUUCAACGCCUACGUCCAGCCCGUCUGCCUGGCAGCCACAGGCAGCACCUUCUACAAGGGCACUGUCUCCUGGGCCACCGGCUGGGGCAAUGUUGGAACUGGAGUGUCCCUUCCUUACCCACAAAAGCUAAUGGAGGUGCAGCUGCCGAUUGUGGGGAACAGACAGUGUAGCUGUACCUACGGAUUGAGCCUGAUCACAAACAACAAGAUGUGUGCCGGUGCUGGAGGGAAGGACAUCUGUCAGUGUAACCCCAGAUGGUCCACAGCUCAGAGACGGCGGGAGGAGAGGCUCUGGAUUCACCGUCUGGGCACUUUGAUUCCAGGAGGCCUCAAUGAGAAGUGA